Molecule: messenger RNA, 1205 nt
Organism: Hirundo rustica (Barn swallow)
Lineage: Eukaryota; Metazoa; Chordata; Aves; Passeriformes; Hirundinidae
Gene: PRPS2
Product: phosphoribosyl pyrophosphate synthetase 2
Exons: 8
Coding region: 45-1022 (325 amino acids)
Biological process (GO): 5-phosphoribose 1-diphosphate biosynthetic process; purine nucleotide biosynthetic process; ribonucleoside monophosphate biosynthetic process
Cellular component (GO): ribose phosphate diphosphokinase complex; cytoplasm
Molecular function (GO): ribose phosphate diphosphokinase activity; magnesium ion binding
Source: RefSeq, a predicted model, not a curated record
GCCGCAGCCCCGACCUCGCCCGCCCGCCCGCGCUCGCCCCCGCCAUGCCCAACAUCGUGCUGUUCAGCGGCAGCUCCCACCACGACCUGUCCCAGCGGGUGGCGGACCGGCUCGGGCUGGAGCUGGGCAAGGUGGUCACCAAGAAGUUCAGCAACCAGGAGACCAGUGUAGAGAUUGGUGAAAGUGUGAGAGGGGAAGAUGUGUAUAUUAUCCAGAGUGGCUGUGGAGAAAUAAAUGACAACUUAAUGGAACUACUCAUCAUGAUCAAUGCUUGCAAGAUUGCAUCAUCCUCCAGAGUGACUGCUGUAAUUCCAUGUUUUCCAUAUGCCAGGCAAGAUAAGAAAGAUAAGAAGGGGUCCGUGGAACGUUGGAGCCGUGCACCAAUCUCUGCAAAACUUGUUGCCAACAUGCUGUCAGUUGCAGGGGCUGACCACAUCAUCACCAUGGACUUGCACGCUUCUCAGAUCCAGGGUUUCUUUGACAUUCCAGUAGAUAACCUGUAUGCAGAACCUGCAGUCCUGCAGUGGAUUAAGGAGAACAUUCCCGAGUGGAGAAACUGUAUCAUAGUCUCACCUGAUGCAGGUGGUGCAAAAAGGGUUACUUCAAUUGCUGACAGACUGAAUGUGGAAUUUGCUCUCAUUCAUAAGGAAAGAAAGAAGGCAAAUGAAGUGGACAGAAUGGUCUUGGUUGGUGAUGUGAAAGACAGAGUAGCAAUUCUUGUAGAUGAUAUGGCUGACACAUGUGGCACAAUAUGUCAUGCAGCAGACAAGUUAAUGUCUGCUGGAGCUACUAAAGUUUAUGCCAUUCUGACUCAUGGCAUCUUUUCUGGUCCUGCCCUCUCUCGGAUUAAUAAUGCAUCAUUUGAGGCUGUUGUGGUAACUAACACAAUCCCUCAAGAGGAGAAAAUGAAACACUGCCCAAAAAUACAGUUUAUUGACAUUUCCAUGAUCCUGGCAGAGGCAAUUCGAAGAACGCACAAUGGUGAAUCUGUGUCUUACCUGUUCAGUCACGUCCCCUUGUAACUGCAGGGGAUUACACUGUAUCUUUGCAAGACUCUCCUAAGCACUGUUUUUAACGACGCACAUCAACCAUGAGAAAUUAGUAUCUUUGUACAAUUCGAGAGCUUGUAUGUUUAAUUAUUGUAUUUGUCGUGUAAUUACCAUUUGUUCUUUGUAAAUGGGCAAUAAAUCUCCAUCUUGCAGAAA